Messenger RNA from Anopheles coustani, 2606 nucleotides. Its product is annotated as nuclear RNA export factor 1-like. NCBI's taxonomy places the organism in Eukaryota, Metazoa, Arthropoda, Insecta, Diptera, Culicidae. Gene Ontology annotation, cellular component: cytoplasm; nucleus. Gene Ontology annotation, biological process: poly(A)+ mRNA export from nucleus. Gene Ontology annotation, molecular function: RNA binding; protein binding. The coding region runs from base 126 to 2102 and encodes 658 amino acids. The transcript has 7 exons. The record is from RefSeq and is a predicted model, not a curated record.
UACGUUCCAUGAAAUAUCAUAGAUUCAUGAAAAAUCGUGUUGUGUUCUUUCUUUGUGCUAAGUGAGGUUUAAAGUCACUUUUUCGCACUGCGUGUUAUUUCGUUACUGUUCGUUUGCAAUCAAACAUGCCGAGAAACAUCCGCAACGGCAAUUUCCGUGGUCGUGAUAACCGUGGUGGCCGCUAUCAAGGAGGAGAUCGGCAAUAUGACGCAGGAAAACAAAGAUAUGAUCACCAUGACGAUCGCACGGAACGUGAUGAUUAUAACGAUAGGAAUCGGAACGACAGAAAUAUGACGGAUGUGAAGCGAAGGGUCAGCUUCAAACCGUCCAACGGGAACCGUGGUAAAGGACGCAUAACGGAAGGCCUAAUUCGCGCGCACAUCAACGAUGACGACGAAGCGAUGGCCGGUGAUACCUACGACGGUGAUCUCCGCACUUUUGUCAACAACCGGAAGAACGGUAUCAGAAGGCGCAGCGGCUCGCCGAUACCGCGUGGCGGACAAACCGGAAACAUGAAUCGUCCAAGGCUGGUCCAGUCAAACACCACUUGGUAUGAAGUGAAGAUACCGUACGGUCACAAGUACGACAAGGAAUUCAUACUACGCGCGAUCCAACAGGCUAUAAAGCCGAACGUAUUCAUUCCGCUGUACUGGCGGGUGAUCGAAUCGGCCGCCCUGUUCUACGUGGAGGAUUUCAAGAUUGCCGAAUUGAUUCAGAAAGCUAACCGCACCAUCGAAACUCCCGAUAGGCGUCGUUUGAUACUUGUGGUGCGCAACAGCCAACCCAACAGUCCGGUAAACGAUCAGCUAAAGGAACGCAUGAAGCAGGCCAUGCAGAAGCGAUACAAUCCGGCUACCAAAGCGUUGAACUUAGAGAAAUUCCACGCGGAUCCGGAUCUAAGCGAUAUCUUCUGCGCUUUGGCUCGCCCGCAAAUCAUCCUGGCUGCUGUUGAUAUCAUUUCCGAGCAUAUUCCCGAGCUGGAAGCGCUUAACCUUAACGAUAACAAAUUGUACAUGCUCGAUCAUCUGCGGUCGAUGGCAAACAAAAUUCCCAAUCUGAAAGUGUUAUACCUCGCCAAGAAUAAGAUUCCGUACAUCAACACACUGGACAGCUUGAAGGCGCUAAAGCUGCGGGAACUCAACUUGGAGGACAACCCACUACGGCAACGCUACGAGGAUCAAACACUCUACGUCAGUGAAGUGCGUAAACGGUUCCCGAAGGUCAUCAAGCUGGAUAAUAUCGAUCUGCCGCCACCGAUCAGCUUCGACAUCCCGGAGGAUGAUCAAAAGCAACCGCAGGCCAAAGCAUCCUUCCUGGCCAACCCUGCCAGCACCGAUCUGGUGCGCCAGUUCCUGGAGCAGUACUAUGCGCUGUACGAUUCCGACAACAGGCAACCUCUGCUGGAAGCCUACCACGAGCAUGCAUUGUUUUCGCUCACAGUCAACACGUACCAUCAAAACAAUCAGCAAAAAUUGGGUGCCUACGUGUCUGCGAAUCGUAACAUCAAGCACAAAACUGACCUGGACACUCGGUGUCGGUUGCUAAAGCAGAGCCGCUUGCAAGUGGUAUCGUACCUUUCGGAACUUCCGCCAACCAGGCACGAUGUACAUUCCUUCGCGGUGGAUUUAACCUUUUUCACGCCCCAAAUGCUACUACUGACCGUGACGGGUGUGUUUAAGGAGCGUAAACCUGCCGGUCAGAAUGAGCCGAUGCGAUCCUUCCACCGUACGAUGGUGAUCGUACCGGCCGGUGGUGGAUUCUGUAUCCGCAACGAUAUGCUGCACAUCAACAACACGCUGUCAGUACAGGACGAGAAAUGUUUCAAAGGGCCACGGCCGGCGGUGCCAACUCCACCGGGGGCAACGGCGGCGGCGGCGGUACCGGCAAAUGUUGCGGGCCCUGCUGUGUUACCAACGACGGCGCCGGACGACAAUACUAAGCUGCAGAUGGUGCAGGCGCUAGCGGUCACGACCGGCAUGAACCUCGAGUGGAGCAGACGCUGUCUGCAGGAAACGAACUGGGACUACGAGCGGGCCGAGUUUGCGUUUCGCGAACUGCAAAAACAGAAUCAAGUCCCCCAGGAGGCAUUCAUCAAACAAUGAGCACAAGUAGUUAUGGAUCGCGACUACUUUGUGCGUUCUUUUUUGUGAAGCUGUAAGCAUAGACAAAGCUAACUCGUUUUGGGGGUUAGAAUUAAUUAGUUCACUUUUAAUCUUAGCUGUACAGGUCACCGUAUAGAAAACAACAGAAUGCAUUAGUUGAAAAGUAUCAAGGCGAUGAGUGGAUGCGAGGUUGAAAUAAUUAGAGGAUAUGAUUUCCGUUUUAUAAUCACAUUUUUAACCAGUUUCGUACGCCACGCGGUGGCAUCUUCAUCACAACAAUUUCCUAUAUUUUUCUGUUAUUCUGUUUUAGAGAUAUUUCCCCCUUUUUUAAAUAUUUGCCAGCGUUUGAUCACAGUUUUCGCAGUGGCGUAUUUUGCACAAUGGUUCCUUCAAUGUUGUACGCGCUUUAAGUCUGCAAUUUAACACAUCUGUUAUCAUUCGCUGAGCAUGCAAUAAAGGCGAUGAUGAUAGCUUAUCUAUUAUCCAUAAUUAAAACAAAAACAA